Molecule: messenger RNA, 849 nt
Organism: Phlebotomus papatasi
Lineage: Eukaryota; Metazoa; Arthropoda; Insecta; Diptera; Psychodidae
Product: protein C19orf12 homolog
Exons: 3
Coding region: 215-637 (140 amino acids)
Source: RefSeq, a predicted model, not a curated record
UCUAGCAGUUUGCCUCAGAGCUUUUUGUUGAUAUUUUCUUAUCGCUUUCUCUGACCUUUUUUCUUUUUGUUUCUUGGUGAUUGUCACUCCCGAAUCUCCCAGGCAUGAGAUUAUAAUUCUAGAUUUAUUGGGUAAGGCGUUCAGUAGGAAUUGAGAGCUUGCCAAGCAACUAUCAAGAGAAUAUCAGAUUCACUUGUCCAGAACAGGCAUUAAUAUGGUGAUUCACACUCAAGAACUACUGGAAGCAGCUUCAGAGCUGGCUGAUCAGGCAAACAUGAGAGCAACAGUCAAGGGGAGUGCAAAAGCUGCGUUAGUUUGUGGUGCCGGAGCUUUUAUUGGCGGGAUUUUAGGGGGUCCUGCUGGAAUAGCUGUUGGAGGGACGGCUGGAGCCUGCACAGCAGCUUACAUGAACCGGGGUAAAUUUCGACCUGUAAGCCAAAUCAUAAUGCAUGACAUGACACGUAAACAGCGUCAGGAGUUGGUUGAUCAUCUCCGCCGGGCAAUUCAGGACAUUGAUGCAGGAGAUGCCAUGAUAGCCAUAUCGCUUGUGAUGGGCAAUCCCAAUAUGCAGAAAGCCAUUAUGCAGACUGUUGUGCGCUACUUGACAAAUCAGAUGCACCUCCAAAUAGUGGACUAAUUUUUCUAUUGCAUAUUUUUACACAAUUUGCAUGAAUAGGGUUUUUUUUCUCUUACUUUUUGUGUCCAUUAUUUUUCUGAAAACAUCUUAUGACAUUGUGAUAAAUUGGUGCAGUGGACUCAUAAGAUAAGAUAGGAUAUUUAUAGGACAAUUUUGUAGGUUUUUCCAGGAAAUAUUGAAAGACAUCAAUAAAAAAUUUUUUUUUUUGGAAA